This is a messenger RNA of Drosophila guanche, 1561 nucleotides long. It is a transcript of the gene Snx21, whose product is annotated as sorting nexin-21. The record is from RefSeq and is a predicted model, not a curated record. The coding region runs from base 195 to 1169 and encodes 324 amino acids. Gene Ontology annotation, cellular component: early endosome membrane. Gene Ontology annotation, biological process: protein transport. Gene Ontology annotation, molecular function: phosphatidylinositol phosphate binding. The transcript has 4 exons. NCBI's taxonomy places the organism in Eukaryota, Metazoa, Arthropoda, Insecta, Diptera, Drosophilidae.
UAAGACAAAGGCGGCCCACUUUCCUCUCUCCGCACUCAGACAUCAGUUUUGUUUGGGGCGGGAUUAGUCAUUGCAAUAUUGAGUCAACGCAGCUGCACUCUCCCGCACACAACAUGCAGUCCAAGUAAUAUUCCAUACCUAGAAGCGAAUCGCACAAGCACAGCUGCGGGCAAUACUCUUCUGUUCCCAUUUCUAUGAUGCAUGCUGUGAUGGCCAAACGUCUGCUGCCGCAUGAACCCUCGUUCGAGGGGGCUGGUCCCGAUGAGCUGGACAGCCCAGCCAUAGAGGCGGCGGCCCUAGACAUACCCCCGCAAGUAGCAGAUAAGGCUCUUCAAAAAGGUUUAUGGGAGCGUCCCUCAUCGACCACCGCAUAUGAGCCACCCAGCGAGGGAACUGUGCUGCGCUUUGACAUUCUGCUCGCCCAUAUCAUGCCCCCGGACGGGGAGGAUGUUAAAAUCAAGCGCUAUGUGGUCUACGAGCUCACGGUGCGCCAGGACGGCACCGAAGAAGACGCACAGCCAGCAAAGGUCGAGCGCCGCUAUACCGAUUUUCGUGAGCUUUAUCUGGGACUGAAGCGCCAGCAUCCCGCAGAGAUGGCGAACAUGUACUUCCCCAACAAGGUGCUCAUGGGCAACUUCAAGUCCGAGUUGAUUGGCGAACGAAGCGCUGCCUUUGAGCAGUUCCUGACGUACGUGGCCAGCCACUCCAAGCUGCGCGAUUCGGACGACUUUUUGCACUUUCUGCAGAACGACGAGCUGAGCCGGGCAUGCCAGUUCUUGGACGAGCGUCGCCACGAGAACGCAAUUCCCAUACUCGAGAACUGUUUUCGUCUGCUGAACAAAAUCUUCAUGAAUCGCGCUCGUCCAGUACUUUUGAUACUCUGCCGCCUGGUGGCGGCUUGCACUUCUUCGCCAGUGCCCCACCACUCCGCCGAGCGCUGGGCUCUAUUGGCCCUGAGUCGCUUUGAGACCGUAAGCGACAUUGAUCUGCUGCCGCUCUAUAUACCCCUGCUCCACACCUGUGCUCAUUUGUGGUGGCAACGCGGGCAGGACCAAAAGCCCAUCACUGAUCGUCUAACGGAAAUGUCAAAGCAGGGCAUCAACACGGCACACACAGCUAGCCUCAUGCAGGCUAUACACAAGAUCGAUCCGCGCACCGAAACCUUUUAAGUCUCCCCCGUAGCAGCUAAGCGAAAAGUGCAAUUAGACAACAUGUGCAAUUAGUAUUAAGCGUAAAAUGAUUCUUUGAGUCGUAGUUCUCGCACGUUUGAUGUCUUAGAUGUCUCUUUGUUGUGUCGUCCCAAGUGGAGUUGUGCGAGUUUCAAAUCUGUUUAACCACUAAAAGAAAAUUGUAAUUUCGUGCCUGGUGGCAUCAUAUCAGAAAGGAGAUCCUCAUACAAUAUCAUUUCUAUGUAAAAUUGAAAGCACAGCUUCCAGAAUUAUUUAUUUUUGUUUGUUUUGCGGCUUCGGCCUACCGCUAUCGAAUUGUUUCUUGUUUUCUCUAUGAAUAAAUACCAUACUCAUAAGUAAAUACCAUGAUUAAAUACCAUACUGAUACUGCA